UGCGAGUGGUAUACAUCACGAUCCGAGACCAUGCCAUCGUCGGACGCUUCCGCGGCUGCAGGUGACCUUCGUGGCUCGUUCCAGCUUGCGAUCAAGAAGUACUUGCAUGUGAAGACAAAGUCCAAGAAGAGUCGAGCCAAGAAGCCAAGACUCAUGACCGAGCCUGCUGUCGCAUCCCCAGAUCUCGAGGCAGUUUCAAAGUGUGUGGUGGAAAUCGAACUGCCCUUGAAUUCCGACUGGGUGUCGUCUCUCGUUGUCGUCGAUGUCGUCCGCGUCACAUUGUCCUGUCUCGCCGACGUCCACGAGCAUGCCCCCCUCGCAGCUGCCUCUGACCAAUCACCCGCCUCCAGCGACGACGUGACCCAUCUUCAAACCAUGCUUGGACGGGGCGAAUCGCAUCCGUUGUCGGCGUUGUUGUUGAACGUGCUGCGCAAGUGUGUCAAACUCGCAUGCAUCGACGUGGGCGACACGUUCAAGCUGUGUAUGGACUGCCUCGUGGAAUGGAUCGUCUUGAACGAAGGUGCAAAUUGGACGUGGCUGCUUGCGUUCGCGGGUCGCGUGGCGCCGAAGGACCUCACGGCGUACUCGCUUACCCACCUCGUGACAGGGGAAUGGGAGCGUAGUCACGCGGUGGUUUUCACCAACUUGGACUCGUACUUGGCGGUGGAGUAUCCAUGGCAUGUGACCAAGGGCGUGGUCGAUGUGCUGGACAAGGCAAUCGCUGCCGAGAACGCGCCGACGACUGUGAGCCGACUGCUGAAUCUGCUCGGUCGUGGAGCCAACGUGACUCGAGCGUGCGAUGCCAAGUUUACGACGCUGCUGACGAUUCCCCGCGUGUCGGCGCUCAUGCAGACUUGUGGCGCCGAUGUCCAAACCAAGCUGCUCGAUGUCCUCCAGCUGCACAGCGCCGUGCUGAGUGAAACUCCGGUGCAUUUGCUUCCGCUGCUGGACGACCUGUCGGGCCACGAUGCCGUCGGUCGUGCCGUCGCGGCGUGGCUCCACACGACCAAGUGCGAUGCGUUCGUCGAUCGUCUGGUCGACGCACUCCCGUACAUUCACCAACAUGUCAAGUCGUCCAGCGUGCUGGCGCCAUACGUAGCGGCCAUCACAACCAACGCCCACCGCACGUUGGAUCGGACGCACAGCGUUUGCCAAGCGUUUAUAAGACUGCACGACCUUGGCCCUACGUCGUUGGACGUGAACGCGCUUCCAUCUUCGACGGGGGUGUGCUUGGACCUCCUUGCCGCGGACCUCACGUCCGCCGCCGUCGCGCCUCAGAAAAAGCGGCGGGUGCUGGCAUUGAUGCUCCAAAUCAUCCACCAAGGCCAGGACAGGUGGACGUCGUCGUUGGCGGCGUGGAAACAAGCUCACGGCGUGUCCCACUGGCAGCUGUUUCUGACCUUGGCAGCGUCGUCGGACGCCGAGAUUUCGCUCGCGGCGCUCCAACUGAUGCAAGACGUCCCGUACCCGACCCUCGAAGAUCCGCUGUGGCAGUACCGAUGCCUCCACGACCUCUUGCGUCUGUUCUUUAGCCUCUUUGACGACGUGCCGCGCCUUGAGCUUGUCAAGAAAGUACUGAGCACGAUCAUGCGAGAAUCGGGCGGCGUGCUGCUAUACCCUGCGUCCGUGACGUCGACAUUUGUCAAUCUCGUGGUGGAUGCCGUCGUGUCGGCUGAUGCGCCGACAACUGUGCCGCACGACGUGCCCCAGGAAAUGAACUUUUUCCGAGGCAAGAAGCCGGCGUCUGUGGCUCGCCAUCUGUGUGCGACCAACUGCUUGCGGCCGUACAGUCCGUUUCCAAAGUCUGUUCAACAAGAAACGUCGGACGAGAACCAAGUCGACGUGUUUUCGCAGCUGCAGACGAUGCGCCUAUCGAGUGUGGUUGCGCCGUCCCAAUUCGAGUCGCAUUUGCUGGCCACGCGAGCUCGGGACAUGCAGCGGGCGGUUUCUUGCUGCGAGCACGUCCAGGAGUUGCUCUACAACGCCUUGAACUUGACUUCAUUUCCGGCGUCGUUUGCCAGCGCCGAUGUGCUGGUCGACGCGUGGCUCGAGCGGACGCUCCCCGUGGCCAUGUUCAUUCCCCCAGAUGACCACUACAGGGAGGUGCUGCCAGAGCGAUCCAACUUUGACAUUGACCUGCGCAUGGAGCAGUGGGUGUAUCGCUAUCCGUGCUUUAUUCCACUGACCAAAGCGGCAGUGCUGUACAGCUCGCCCCAAGUAGCAGCGCGGUGCUUGCCGUUGUUGAAAGCAGUGCUGGUGGUCCUGGUCAAUUUCUGGCACGCGCGGCGAUUUCAGAAACAAGCAAACGGCGAUGCAAGCUGGGAACUGCAUGUCAGCAUUGAGGUCAUGUCGAUUGUGGAAGGGACUGGGUGGGUGCCGGAGCCGUUGAAUUCGAGCGCGCUGCUCUUCCCCCACGUGUCAGCCAUGGAUAUUCGGUCGAUGCUGCACGCCGUUUGGAUGUACUUGGCAGACCACCCCCCCUUUUUGCAGUCACCGGCCAAACCAGAUGAGGCGUACCAGAUCCCGAUCCAAAACGCCAUCCACAACAACAUUCACUCCAUUGGACACCUCUUUGGCCACUUUUGCCAGUAAAUUCGUCGCUUCGACUACUCAUCUUGGUAACAAACAAUGUGCGCUUGUAUUACAGCACUGUCUGCGAUGUGAUCUGCUGCGUUCAAUGUAUUGAUCAAACGAUUGAUUUCCCAUACUAACCUGUGAAAUAAGUUGCCUUGGACCUGA
Aphanomyces astaci is the source of this 2739-nucleotide messenger RNA. RefSeq lists its product as hypothetical. Gene Ontology annotation, biological process: snRNA 3'-end processing. Bases 31 to 2592 code for a protein of 853 amino acids. The transcript has 6 exons. Lineage: Eukaryota; Oomycota; Saprolegniomycetes; Saprolegniales; Verrucalvaceae. Gene Ontology annotation, cellular component: integrator complex. The record is from RefSeq and is a predicted model, not a curated record.